ACAGCCUUGCAUUUCUGCUGUCAAGCCUUGCUCUGUUGUAGAUGAUUGAAUUGGUGGGAUUGUCAGAGAGAUUUUACGUUUAGGCUAUAUCUGCCAGCGCUGACAGGCGAUUAUCGGUGCUCCAUAUUACCAUAUGAUUAACAUACAUCUAUAAAUAACACGGGCACAUUUGUCAUGUUAAUGUGCAGCAACAGGCAUUUGAUUAACGCUGAAUAUUACACAGGAAUUUGUUAUAGGCCUAGUGGCAUAACACAGUCCGAGAAGACGAUUUAAUAAUAAAAGUUUAUCGCAACGCGUCGGGAUACAAACACAUCGUAUUUUAGCACAUACAAAAGGAGAUACGGUCGUAAUGAUUUGUCACACACGUUGUGAAACCUGGCGUGUUUUCGGCUUUCAGACAGCGAUCACUACUGACCUUUAAUGUGGAGUAUUCAGCAGUCGUUUACGUCGCUGCAGCCAAUCAGAGGAGGGGACGCCGCCUACGUCAUCGCGUUCAAGAAAUUUCUGCUGGUGGCGUUGUAACCGACGGUCGAUCACAUCCUCACCUGAGGCCACAUUUAUUUUAUAACAUAUACAAUAAAACGACGACUGGGGUUUACAGAGUUUACAGAGUUUGUAGUUUAUUUUAAAAACGAGACUUUUAUCUCCGGAGGCUCUAAACCCCGGGUGGAGGAGGAAGUAGGCGGGUUGUUGAAGCCUCCAGCUGCUCUGCCAUUGGUUUGAACUGGGUCACAUUAUGGUUUAAAUGUCUGGCGGUGACACCAACCUUUAAACAGAAAGAUGGUGACCAAGAGGAUCCGCUCGGAGUACAUGAAGAAAUUCAAAGACCCCAAAUGGGAGACCUAUGCUCAGUGUUAUGAGGAGAUGCUGAAAUACAGGCUGACCCGGAGGCUGCUGGAGCACACACACAACCCCUGGUUCUGGGGUGGCUCCGACACGGAUUCAGACUCCGGAGGAAGGAGUCCUCUUCCUCCCAGUAAGAACCAGGUGCGGCCUGAGACCAGCAGAGACAGGGCUGAGGCAGAGCUGGAGGAGUGUGAGGGGACGAAGGGGGACAGAGACACACUGACUGUACCCAGGCUUCCCCUUCGAGAGGAGGAAGAGGAGGCGAAUGUGUCUGCUGUCCACGGCUCACAGCUUGAAGGUGGCAGGGAGACGAGAGUGCCAGAGGAGGAGAGAGAGGAGCAGAGAGCCAGCAGCAGGGGCAGUAAACAGUUAACAGCCCCUCACAGGGAGCAAGAGAAAGAAACUGGCGGACCACAGCAGAGUAAACCCUCCAAAUCCUCAAAGCAGACCUGGCGCUCCCAGCGGGUCAGGCCCGCCCCAACGCGGCAGCCCGUGGAGGACAGCAAGGACAGCAGACAUCCUUUCGCUCUGUACGGUUCAGGAGAGAAGGAUGCAGACAUCGCAGGCAGGAAGACACACAAUGUUGGGCCUGUAGCUUCGACAAAUGAGAUCCAUGAGUCAGCUCUUCGUGCGAAGACCAGAAGGGAGGUAGAGCGUCAGAUGCUGACCCAGAAGACCGAGCGCCGGAGAGCCAAGUCUGUCGAUCUGGAAAAGGCCAAAAAGUUGGUUCAACCGGAAUUCAACCCCUGGCUCACUGAGUACAUGCGGUGCUUCUCUGCUCGCUCCCGAUAGGACACACACACACACACACACACACACAUUUAGCAGAAUUAAUUGCAUCAGGUUGAGUCCAGACAAAGAUACAAAGUAAAAGCCAUUAUUGCCUAUCAGCCCUGAGGUUUAAACACCCAGAUGUAGAAUAGAGCAUGGGACUGAAUGUGUAUCACUCUCGUAUUCAGGAUGUAAACUGACAAAACCUUGAACUCUGAAACUCACAUCGUGGCUUAAUGUUUUUUAUAUAUAUUGAUUGUUAAUAUAUACAAUAAGAAACAUUUUACAGGGUAGAAAUGGCUCUUGAAAGAAAUAAUUUGAAAGUAAAUAUAUAAUGAAUGGAUACAUAUAUUGUAUAGAUAUUUUAAAUGCAUUUUAAUAGCUGUACUUUGAUGCAGUCCCUUUAAACACAGGCCAUAUGAAAUGUGCCCUUAUUCCUUACACAGGGAUCAGUGUAAUUCACAAAGGGGUACAUGGCAGCAUGUCUGAAUCGAGUCAGCCGCCUUCUUAGAUCUGAGAUCAAAUGAAGAAUGUACAUCCACAUAUAGACAAAAAACAACACACACACAAUCAAGUUGUUCGUAUUCCAAAAAAAUCAUAGUAAGCACAACAAGAUGGUUCAAUCAACAGUCAGUUGAAGUUUUUCCUCAGAUUUAUGCAGCUUUCGAUGUGAAUAGGCAUUUUUCUUUGAAGUAUUGAUGGACAUACAGAGCUAGGUCUGUUUACAGAUUUUCAGGUCACUCAGUGCUGUGAACUGGUUCUUGUCGAUUUAAUGGUUUGAGUAAUGGUUUAGGGGUUGAUCCCAACUUACUUGGUUUAGAAUAAAUAGUGAAUCACACUCACAGUCAAACUCUGUGUGAAGUCACAGUUGUGUGACGUGUCGGUUGAAUUUUCUCUUGACACUUUUACGUGUUAUUGUUUUAAAAUAGUUAUGUAAUGUUGUUUAGUUGUGUUAAUAUACAGUAACAAAUCAAUGUGAUGCUUUUACAGUGUGAAAAUAGAUGUAUGUGACUUAAAAAACACUGUAUGACUGUGAAUAGUGUACUUCUGUUAUACAUUUCCAUUUAAAAAUAACACACAGCUGAUUAUUGGUUAUUUUCAAAGCAUAACAAACACAGGUUUAUUGUUGAGUCCAACUUUCUUUAUCAUUAUUGAUACUGAAUGUGCUUUAGAGCCAAUUGUGGACCCACAACAACAAUGGACAUUAAGCUGAUAAUAAAUACAUAAUAACACUCUAAAGUAGACCAAACAAAACAGCACUUUGAUUAUUAGUCACCUUUCUGUAUAAUAUUUGUACAGAAUACCUUGCCAACUAUUUAGGUUCUUAUGUAAUUCAUUCAUCUGUUGAAUCUCUGUAUGUUAAUGAGAAUGUAUUGAACGUGAAACAUUUUUUUUGUGCUCACACAAGAAGACAAAGAUUGACUUUGACUUUGUGUAAUGGAUCUGGUCUUUUCAGGAUAUUGGGUUUCAAUAUCUGAACCAUCAGAAUUUAGACCCUUUUUGGUUUCCUUGUGUCAGCGAUCAUGAUAAAAUCAGCUCUGUGCCAUAAAGACUUUUCUCCCUUUACAACUAUAAUUAUUGAUGUGAAUAUUGUACAGAGAAAAGACGGGGCAGUUUGAGGUCUGUGCUUACAUUUGGACUUUUUUUGUAAAUCUUUGUUUUGUUGUUGCAGCUCUGAGUUCAGUAUUACAUUAUUUGCUUUUGUUUAGUUUUCCAGUGUUUAAGUUAUAUUGCAGUAUAGUUCCAGGAACAGAUGUAAAAUCUUGUGCAAUAUUAUUUUACUUUAACUAUUUAAAUGUUGUUUUUUUUUAGAGGUGGUGAACUUUGACAAUCUCUGAAGAAUCUCUGUAUUCUUCAUUAAUUAUAGACCAAACUGUAUAGUUACAAUCUUCUUAAUACUGUAGAGACACUUUACUUUUAAUGAGACAUUUUUAUACUUGCCACAUUUUUCUAGGUUUACUUGGUAUUGAAUAGAAGACAUACGGCAAGCCUAAAUAUUAGUUUAGGCCGGGAAACUCACCACACUUACAAAUAGUUAUUUUAAGUGUUAACACAGUGUAGAGUCUGAUUUUCUGCUGUUACAAUCUAAUUGAUCUAAUAUACUGGUGACAGACAGGGUAUAAUAAUGACAAAAUACUGUAAAAUUCACUGAUACUUUAGGUUUUCAUGUUUAUAUUUUAGACUUUUAACAUACUGUCUGUACAUAUUUUAUAUGGUUUAGAGGAAAAGACU
Morone saxatilis (striped sea-bass) is the source of this 3849-nucleotide messenger RNA. RefSeq names its product centriole, cilia and spindle-associated protein b (gene ccsapb). NCBI's taxonomy places the organism in Eukaryota, Metazoa, Chordata, Actinopteri, Moronidae. Gene Ontology annotation, biological process: regulation of mitotic spindle assembly. The record is from RefSeq and is a predicted model, not a curated record. Bases 781 to 1638 code for a protein of 285 amino acids. Gene Ontology annotation, molecular function: microtubule binding. The transcript has 5 exons. Gene Ontology annotation, cellular component: centriole; ciliary transition zone; ciliary basal body.